Molecule: messenger RNA, 12327 nt
Organism: Lagenorhynchus albirostris (white-beaked dolphin)
Lineage: Eukaryota; Metazoa; Chordata; Mammalia; Artiodactyla; Delphinidae
Gene: DNAH6
Product: dynein axonemal heavy chain 6
Exons: 75
Coding region: 1-12327 (4108 amino acids)
Biological process (GO): microtubule-based movement
Cellular component (GO): dynein complex
Molecular function (GO): ATP binding; dynein light intermediate chain binding; ATP hydrolysis activity
Source: RefSeq, a predicted model, not a curated record
AUGGCUUUUCGUGCCUCAGACAAUGAGUUGGACCUGGAAAGUAUUGGAGAGCUGAUGGAAAACCCUGCGAUUACAAGACUGAACAGUAUAAAAGCAAAGGGAAGACUGAGUUUUGUAACACCCACAGAAAAUGAAGGUGAUACACAAUUCCUGACAUUUAAGCACACUACAAAAGCUCAGGAGAAGACAAGAAAACGACAGCAGCCUAUAAAACUAGAGCCUCUGCCAGUGCUAAAAGCCUACCAAGAUCAUAAGAAAUCAGAAUACAUAUAUGAGCAGAACCGAUACCAGUUAAUCACUUCUGGAGUCCUAAAGCCUCCAGGAAGCACUGAAGAAAGAAGUUCUACCAAAUCUCUUGUGCAGUUCAAGCGUGAAGAUUCUGUGAAAAAGAAAAAACAGAUCCAAUGGCCCUCUGCCGAGGCGUUCUCCCCCUCUCCUGCUAAACUGUCACGUACCAGCACUGGAAGAAGAGGCCUCUACGAGAUUAGUUCCUCAACUUACCCUAAGUACUAUUUCCACGACCGGGAAGAAGUCAUUAAAGCCAACAUUCAAGAUCCCUUGCAAAUCAUCAAAAUAGUACGUGAAAAUGAGCACAUUGGAUUUCUUUAUAUGAUCUCUGCGGUGCCAAGAUCUUCCACUGAGUACAAUAGAUAUAAUCUGAAGGUUGUGAAUUAUGAGAACAUCAGUAAAAAUGACUACUAUACUAUUAGCAAAAAUGCAGUAACACAUGUUUAUAAUGAUGACAUUGAAUUUAUCGAAAUUGAUCGAUGGGAACAAGAAUAUCUAUAUCACAGAGAACUCACUAAGAUUCCCGUAUUUUCACUUUUCCGGAAAUGGAAGGCUUUUAACGUGUGGAAGAAGAAUGUCCGCUCUAAAAACAUCAGUGGAUGUCGAGAAUCUCUACAAAAAGAUCUGUUCAUUGUUAACCAAUAUUUGCGACCAGCUCUCCUUAAAAUAAAUGAAUUGUGUUAUCAAUUGAGUUUUAUGGGACUUUGUUAUAUUGAAAAAUAUCACACUUACACCCUGCAAGAAUUUAAAGUUGCACAAGCCGUAUGGCUAGAGGAGGUGACAGGGCGCCUAGAAGAAUUUCGAAACGAGGCCAAAGAAGUGGUCAGAAAGGCUUGUCGAGUUGCUCUGUGUGCUGCAGGAUUUAUGCCUGAUGACUGUGCAUAUGAACUUAUUGAGGGUCACUGUAAAAUGCCAGAAAGCGGAAGUCUCGUUGAGUUGCCUACCUCUGGAGACUCCAAGAAAAUGACAUACACAGAGCAGGCCAGCAAAAGGCAUCACUGCAUGAGGCUAACAUGCUUUAUUCGUCUAAAUGACUAUCUAAUUGAGAACACAAUGCAUGUCGUAACAGUAAAUUCUACUAGCUACCUUUUGGAUUAUCUCACUGAUAAGUUAAAACAGACACCUUCAGCAGAUGUCAUUCAGAAAUGGAUUACAGAAGAGAAGCCUGAAGUCGCUGAUAAAAAGGGGGCCCCCGUGUUGGAGAAGCAGGAAGAAGAUGAAUCUCUCAUUCCCAUGUUUGUCACAGAACUGAUUUUGACAGUCCAGUCACUGCUCUUUGAGCCUCCUUUGGAAGAUUUUCUGGAUGGUAUUUCAGGCGCAAUUAACCAUUUCCAAAACACUGUGUUAUCAGUUCCUAAUCUUGUGCCUGAUUCAUAUUUUGAUGCUUUUACCAGCCCUUACAUUAACAACAAAUUGGAAGAAAAAACUUGUGGAUUUGGUCCAAGCUUAUCAGCAGUGUUUGAUGAUGAUAAGAAUUUUCACACAAUUAUCUUUCAAAUAAAGGAAACCAUACAGGCAGCAUUUGAAUCUGCUCAAUUAUAUGCAGCUACGUUUGAAAAGUUUCAGAUAUUCUUCAAGGAAAAUGAAAGUCUUGAUUUACAAGCUCUUAAACUUCAAGAACCUGAUGUUAAGUUCUUUAGUGAACAACUGGAAAAAUAUCACAGACAGCACAAGGACGCAGUAGCUCUAAGAUGCACCAGGAAUGUAGGAUUGCUGCUCAUUGACACUACGCAACUAAAAGAAAAACUAAUUCCAUCACCUUUGCGAUGCUUGGAGGUGCUAAAUUAUAUGCUUCCUCGUCUAAGCAAGAAAAAAGUGGAUGCCCUUGUCUCUGAGGCACAAGAUGCAGAAUAUAAACUUGAAUUUGUCCCAACUACCACCAUAGAAUAUGUUAACAACUUACUAUUUCUUGAUGAAAUUCAGGAAAGGAUUGAAAGCCUUGAAGAUGAAGGGAAUGUAGUGGUUCAGAUGUACAAGCUGAUUGAACAAUAUCAGGUUCCCACACCUCCCGAAGACUUUGCUGUUUUUGUCACUAUGAAGCCAUCCAUUGUUGCUGUUCGGAAUGCCAUUGAUAAAUCCGUGGGUGACAGAGAAACAAAGAUUAAGCAAUUUUGUGUGCAUCUGGGCAGAGAUCUUGAGGAUCUAAGCAAUGAAGUGAAUGAAAUAAAGCUGCUAGCACAGGAUCCACAGAUUUUGGAUAUUAACGCUGACCAAGACAAAGUAAACGUCAUGUUGAAUGAUCUGCAGUCAGUUCUAGAUGAUCUUCAAAAACGUGCAUUUCAGUAUAAAUCCUAUCAGAAGAAUUUUAAGGUAGAAGUGUCCAAGUUUGAAGCUUUGGAAGAAGUUAGUGCUGAAUUGAAGCUCAAACAAUUGCUCUGGGAUUCUUUAUCUGAAUGGGAUCAACUCCAACAAGAAUGGUUACAGUCUAAAUUUGACUGCCUGGAUCCAGAACUUCUAAACAGUCAAGUUUCCAAAUAUGCCAAGUUUGUGACUCAAUUGGAAAAAGGCUUGCCACCCAACAGUGCAGUGCCCCAGCUAAAAAGUAAGGUGGAAAAUAUGAAAGAAAAGCUUCCAGUUAUCAUUGACCUGAGGAACCCAACUCUGAAGCCUAGACAUUGGGCAGCUAUUGAACAAACAGUUGAUGCCACCCUAGUAGACCUUGACAUUCCAUUAACCUUGGAGAAGCUCUCUGAGUUGCAUGUUUUUGACUUUGGCCAAGAAAUCCAGGACAUUUCUGGACAGGCUUCUGGAGAAGCUGCCUUAGAAACACUUCUUAAAAAGGUGGAGGAUUCUUGGAAAACAACUGAAUUUGUCGUCCUCCCUCACCGUGACUCCAAAGAUGUGUUUAUCCUGGGUGGCACAGAUGACAUACAGGUCCUUCUUGAUGACAGCACCAUCAACAUUGCAACCAUUGCCUCAUCACGUUACGCUGGCCCACUGAAAACUCGAGUGGAUGACUGGCAGAAACAACUUGCUUUGUUUAAUCAAACACUGGAAGAGUGGCUGAACUGCCAGAGAAACUGGCUCUACCUAGAGAGUAUUUUUAGCGCUCCAGAUAUUCAGAGGCAGUUACCUGCAGAGGCCAAGAUGUUCCUUCAAGUGGAUAAGUCAUGGAAAGAAAUCAUGAGGAAGGUGAACCGGCUGCCUAAUGCUCUCCGAGCAGCUACUCAACCAGGACUUCUGGAAACUUUUCAAAAUAAUAAUGCAUUACUUGACCAAAUUCAGAAGUGUCUAGAGGCAUAUUUAGAAUCAAAAAGAGUUAUCUUUCCAAGAUUUUACUUCUUGUCAAAUGAUGAGCUUCUGGAGAUUUUGGCCCAGACACGAAAUCCCCAAGCUGUGCAGCCACACUUGAGGAAAUGCUUCGACUCCAUUUCAAAGCUCGAAUUCGCUCUCGUGCCUCCAACGGAGGGAAGAAUUCCUGGCAUGGAGGCGGAGCCAGAAAAGAUUUACACUAAUGAUAUUUUAGCGAUGCUGUCACCAGAGGGAGAAAGGGUGAGCCUGGGGAAAGGCCUCAAGGCCCGAGGUAACGUGGAGGAGUGGCUGGGCAAAGUGGAAGAAGCCAUGUUCACGUCUCUGCGUCGCCUGUGCAAAGCUGCCAUCGCUGACUAUCUGGGGAAACCGAGGACAGUAUGGGUGAUCGCCGGCCACCCUUCUCAGGUGAUCCUGACCAUUUCUCAAAUCAUGUGGUGCCGCGAUUUGACGGAGUGUUUGGAACGAGAAGACGGUGAUCAUUUAGAGGCCCUGGAAGCUUUUGAAAAAGUAAACUUUGAGAGAUUAAAUGCCCUGGCUGCAAUAGUCCGAGGCACUCUUCCUAAAUUACACAGAAACAUCAUAACUGCCUUAAUUACUAUUGAUGUACAUGCAAGAGACAUAGUCACUGAACUUGUUCAAGCCAAGGUAGAGGUAGUUGAGUCCUUUGACUGGCAGAGACAACUGCGCUAUUAUUGGGAUAUAGACCUGGACAAUUGUGUGGCAAGGAUGGCGCUCUCUCAGUAUACUUAUGGCUAUGAGUAUUUGGGUGCAUGCCCAAGAUUAGUUAUUACUCCUCUCACGGAUCGCUGCUACCUUUGCCUCAUGGGGGCUUUGCAGCUCGACCUGGGAGGUGCACCAGCUGGUCCUGCUGGCACGGGGAAAACUGAGACUACCAAAGACCUUGCAAAAGCUCUCGCCAUCCAGUGUGUGGUCUUUAACUGCUCUGAUGGCUUGGACUACAAGCUCUCUAGAUUCAUAUUUGAGGGGCGGGAAAUCAAGUUGGUUAUGACUUGUGCAGCCUUCAUCACAAUGAAUCCUGGAUAUGCAGGCAGAACUGAGUUGCCAGAUAAUUUGAAAGCCCUGUUUAGGCCCUUUGCGAUGAUGGUUCCAAAUUACGCAUUGAUUGCAGAGGUAAUUCUAUAUUCUGAAGGAUUUGAAUCCAGUAAAAUAUUAGCAAGAAAAAUGACUCAGAUGUAUAAGCUUUGCAGUGAACAGCUCUCUCAGCAGGAUCACUAUGACUUUGGCAUGAGAGCCGUGAAGUCUGUACUGGUCAUGGCUGGGUCUUUAAAAAGAGAGAACCCAGACCUAAGUGAAGAUGUGGUAUUGAUAAGAGCUUUACGAGACUCUAACUUACCAAAAUUCCUAACAGAUGAUGCUGUUCUAUUCAGUGGAAUCAUAUCUGACCUUUUUCCUGGAGUCCAAAUUCCAGAACACGAUUAUGGUAUAUUGCAGUCAACAAUUAUAGAUGUCAUGAAGAGACAAAAUCUUCAGCCUGAGACAUGUAUGGUUAAAAAAGUGAUACAGUUCUAUGAAACCAUGCUAGUAAGGCAUGGUGUUAUGCUAGUAGGGCCAACAGGAGGUGGCAAGACCACAGUUUACCAAAUACUAGCAGAAACUUUAGGGAAUUUGAGAAAACUUGGUGUAGACAAUCCCUUUUACCAAUCCGUUAAAACAUAUGUUCUUAAUCCUAAAUCAAUUACAAUGGGUGAAUUAUAUGGUGAAGUUAAUAACAUAACCUUAGAGUGGAAAGAUGGUUUGAUGGCACUAAGUAUCCGAGCAGCUGUGAAUGAUACUUCAGAAGACCAUAAAUGGAUCAUCAGUGAUGGGCCAGUAGAUGCUCUUUGGAUUGAAAAUAUGAAUACAGUCCUGGAUGAUAACAAGAUGCUUUGCCUGGCUAACAGUGAGAGGAUUAAACUCACACCUCAAAUCCACAUGCUUUUUGAGGUGCAAGAUCUAAAGGUUGCCUCUCCUGCAACAGUCAGUAGAUGUGGGAUGGUGUUUGUGGAUCCUGAAGAACUGAAGUGGAUGCCUUAUGUUAAAACCUGGUUGAAGAGUGUUUCUAAAAAACUGAAUGAAGAAACUCAAGAAUAUAUAUUGAAUCUUUUCCAGCGUUAUGUUGAUGACGGUUUAAAUUUUAUCAAUAAGAAAUGCAACCAAGCAAUCCCACAAGUGGACAUAAGCAAAGUUACUACGCUCUGUUGCUUAUUGGAGUCUUUGAUACUUGGGAAAGAUGAAGUUAAUUUGGCAAUGGAGCAAACAAAACUGAACACCGUACUGUGUCAGACUUUUGUAUUCUGUUACUUAUGGUCUUUAGGUGGGAAUCUAACUGAAAACUACUGGGAUUCUUUUGAUACAUUUAUUAGAACACAAUUUGAAGAUAAUCCUGAUGCCAGGCUUCCCAGUUCUGGUGAUCUGUGGAGCAUUCACAUGGACUUUGACACCAAACGGCUGGAUCCCUGGGAACAAAUCAUACCCACCUUCAAGUACAGCCGAGAUAUUCCGUUUUUUGAAAUGCUUGUCCCUACAGCUGACACAGUGCGCUUUGGGUAUCUAAUGGAAAAACUACUGGCGGUCAGGCAUUCAGUGCUGUUUACCGGAAUAACGGGAGUUGGCAAGUCUGUUAUUACAAAAGGACUGCUAAAUAGAAUUCAAGAAUCAGCUGGCUAUGUUCCUGUUUAUCUAAAUUUUUCUGCUCAAACUUCAUCUGCAAGAACACAAGAGAUCAUUGAAUCAAAACUGGAAAGGAAAAGAAAAAAUAUUCUAGGAGCACCAGGAAACAAACGAAUUGUGAUUUUUGUUGACGAUUUAAACAUGCCCAGACUGGAUCACUAUGGCUCUCAGCCUCCCAUUGAAUUACUUCGGCAAUAUCAAGAUUUUGGUGGAUUUUAUGACAGAAACAAACUCUUUUGGAAAGACAUACAGGAUGUAACGAUUGUAUCAGCGUGCGCACCUCCAGGUGGUGGCCGCAACCCCGUGACCGCCCGCUUCAUCCGACACUUCAGCAUGUUCUGUCUCCCGAUGCCCUCAGAGCACAGUCUGAAACAGAUUUUUCAGGCCAUCUUAAGUGGCUUCCUAAAUGACUUCCCACCAGCUGUAAAGCAAACUGCAUCCAAAAUUGUGGAAGCCUCAGUUGAGAUCUAUAACAGGAUGAGUGUGGAUCUUCUGCCUACACCAGCCAAGUCUCAUUAUGUCUUUAACUUGAGGGAUUUAUCCAAAUGUGUGCAAGGUAUCCUUCAAUGUGAUCCAGGAACAAUAAGAGAAGAGAUACAGAUAUUUAGACUUUUUUGCCAUGAAUGUCAAAGAGUCUUCCAUGACCGUUUGAUUAAUAAUGAAGAUAAGCACUAUUUCCAUGCUAUUUUGACAGAAAUGGCCAACAAACAUUUUGGAAUUGCAAUAGGCCUGGAAUAUUUUUUGACUAAGCCCAUCAUAUUUGGAGAUUUCGUUAAGUUUGGAGCAGAUAAGACUGACCGGAUUUAUGAUGACAUGCCUGAUAUGGAGAAAAUCGCAAAUGUUCUACAGGACUAUCUUGAUGAUUAUAACCUUACAAAUCCCAAAGAAGUAAAGCUGGUGUUCUUCCAGGAUGCUAUAGAGCAUGUUUCAAGGAUCGCCCGCAUGAUUCGUCAGGAAAGAGGCAACGCCCUGCUGGUUGGAGUGGGAGGCACAGGAAAGCAGUCUCUUACAAGACUUGCAGCUCACAUAUGUGGUUACAAAUGUUUGCAGAUUGAAUUGAGCCGGGGGUAUAAUUAUGACUGUUUUCAUGAAGACCUGAGGAAGCUGUACAAACUGGCUGGUGUAGAAGACAAGAAUAUGGUUUUCCUCUUCACGGACACCCAGAUUGUAGUAGAAGAGUUUCUAGAAGAUAUAAAUAACAUCCUGAACUCAGGUGAAGUGCCGAAUUUAUUUGAAAAGGAUGAACUGGAGCAGGUUUUAGCAGCCACCAGACCAAGAGUGAAAGAAGCAGGAAUUUCUGAGGGGAAUAGAGAUGAGGUGUUUCAAUACUUUAUCAGCAGAGUCCGUCAGAAGCUGCACAUUGUUCUCUGCAUGAGCCCCGUUGGGGAGGCCUUUCGGUCCCGAUGCCGGAUGUUUCCAUCCCUUGUGAACUGCUGCACCAUUGAUUGGUUUGUCCAGUGGCCCAAAGAAGCACUUCUUUCUGUAUCAAAGACGUUUUUCUCAAAUGUUGAUGCUGUAAAUGAAGAACUGAAAGAAAAGCUCUCCCUCAUGUGUGUGAAUGUCCACUUGAGUGUCUCCAGUAUGGCGGAACGCUAUUACACAGAGCUCCGGAGACGGUACUACACAACGCCCACCUCCUACUUGGAACUCAUCAAUCUCUACUUGUCUAUGCUGAGUGAAAAAAAGAAGAAGUUGGUUUCAGCACGUGAACGGGUAAAGAAUGGUCUCACCAAACUAUUAGAAACAAAUGUACUAGUAGAUGAAAUGAAGUUAGAUCUUUCAGCUUUAGAACCUGUCCUUUUAACAAAGUCACAAGAUGUUGAAGCCCUGAUGGACAAACUGGCAGUGGAUCAAGAAAAUGCUGAUCAGGUCCGAAGUGUUGUGCAAGAAGAUGAAGCGAUAGCAAAAGUGAAAGCCGAAGAAACCCAAGCCAUAGCUGACGAUGCUCAAAGAGAUCUUGAAGAAGCUCUCCCUGCACUCGAAGCUGCUAACAAAGCACUGGAUUCCUUAGAUAAAGCGGAUAUAUCUGAAAUCAGAGUUUUCACAAAGCCCCCAGAUAUGGUCAUGACUGUGAUGGAAGCCAUCUCUAUUCUCUUGAAUGCCAAGCCUGAUUGGCCAACGGCAAAGCAACUUCUUGGUGACUCUAACUUCCUGAGAAGACUUUUAGAAUAUGAUAAGGAAAACAUUAAGCCUCAAAUCCUGGCAAAGCUUCAAAAGUAUAUUAAUAAUCCUGAUUUCGUGCCUGAAAAAGUAGAGAAAGUAUCCAAAGCAUGUAAAUCCAUGUGCAUGUGGGUAAGAGCGAUGGAUCUGUACUCUCGUGUAGUCAAAGAAGUCGAACCAAAAAGACAGAAACUCCGCGCUGCACAGGCUGAACUUGAUAUUACAAUGGCUACUCUGAGAGAAAAGCAAGCAUUACUAAAAAACGUGGAAGAUCAGAUACAGGCCUUACAACGUGAAUACGACAAAAGCGUGAAUGAGAAAGAAAGUCUGGCAAAGACGAUGGCCCUGACCAAAGCACGUCUGGUACGUGCUGGAAAGCUGACGGCCGCAUUAGGAGACGAGCAAAUCCGAUGGGAAGAAAGCAUCGAGAAAUUCAACGAGGAGAUAUCGAACAUCAUCGGGAAUGUGUUCAUAGCAGCAGCUUGCGUGGCCUAUCAUGGGGCCUUCACAGCCCAGUACAGGCAAUCGCUUAUAGAGUGUUGGAUCCAGGACUGUCAGUCUCUAGAGAUCCCAAUCAAUCCUGCCUUCAGUCUCAUUAACACUCUUGGCGAUCCCUACGAAAUACGGCAGUGGAACACAGAUGGGCUGCCCCGUGACCUGAUAUCAACGGAAAAUGGCAUUCUGGUCACUCAAGGGAGACGGUGGCCUUUGAUGAUUGAUCCCCAAGAUCAGGCAAACCGUUGGAUAAGAAACAAAGAAAGCAAAAAUGAUUUAAAGGUCAUUAAACUCACGGAUAGUAAUUUCUUACGCACACUGGAAAAUUCAAUCCGACUUGGUUUACCCGUCUUACUGGAAGAGCUUAGAGAGAUCCUGGAUCCAGCUCUGGAACCCAUCCUUUUGAAACAGACUUUCAUCAGUGGUGGACGAGUGCUCAUUCGCCUUGGAGACUCGGACAUUGAUUACGAUAAAAACUUCAGGUUCUAUAUGACGACCAAAUUGCCAAACCCUCACUACCUGCCUGAGGUGUGCAUCAAAGUUACCAUCAUCAAUUUCACUGUAACCAAAUCAGGUCUGGAGGAUCAGUUGUUAAGUGAUGUUGUGCGGCUUGAGAAGCCUGAGUUGGAAGAACAAAGGAUUGAGCUCAUUGUGAGGAUCAAUGCUGACAAAACCCAGCUGAAAGCUAUCGAAGAGAAAAUCCUGAAAAUGCUCUUCACAUCUGAGGGAAAUAUUCUGGACAAUGAAGAACUUAUUGACACACUCCAGGACUCAAAGAUCACUUCCGGUGCCAUUAAAAUCAGGCUGAAGGAAGCAGAGUCCACUGAACAGAUGAUAAACACUGCUCGUGAGAAGUAUCGUCCAGUGGCCACUCAAGGCUCUACUAUGUACUUUGUUAUCGCGAGCCUCUCGGAAAUAGAUCCCAUGUAUCAGUACUCACUAAAAUAUUUUAAACAGUUGUUCAAUACAACAAUCGAAACCUCUGUGAGGACAGAUGAUCUACAGCAGCGCAUGGAAAUUCUACUAGAACAGACUCUCCUAACGGCUUAUGUCAAUGUCUCGAGAGGACUUUUUGAACAACAUAAACUCGUCUACAGCUUUAUGCUCUGUGUUGAGAUCAUGCGUCAGCAAGGAAGCUUAACUGAUGCUGAAUGGAAUUUCUUUCUCCGAGGUUCUGCAGGAUUGGAAAAGGAACGCCCACCUAAGCCUGAAGUUCCCUGGCUGCUUACUGCCAUGUGGUUCGCAUGCUGUGACUUAGAAGAAGAAUUUCCAGUUUUUAAAGGACUUACACAAUACAUAGUGUUACAUCCUAUUUCCAUACGCAUAGGAUCUUUUGAGACUUAUCUUAACCCACCUGAAUGGGAAGCCUAUUCUAAAAUAAAGGAGGAUGAUCAACUCAUGACAACAGAAAGGGUGCCCACAAACCAUAAUUUUUGGUGUCCAGAAUUAAGUUAUUUCCAUAAGCUAAUUCUUAUUAAAUGCUGUAAAGAAGAAAAGGUGGUUUUUGCUCUUACAGACUUUGUAAUAGAAACUCUUGGGAAAUCCUUUGUAGAGACACCACCCAUGGACCUGCCCUCUCUGUAUCAAGACAUGUCAUACAAAACUCCCCUGGUAUUUAUCUUAAGCACAGGCUCAGAUCCCAUGGGUGCAUUUCAGAGGUUUGCCCGGGACAGCGGGUAUUCAGAACGGGUGCAGUCAAUUUCCCUGGGGCAAGGACAAGGACCGAUUGCUGAAAGAAUGAUCAAAGAUGCAAUGAAAUCAGGAAACUGGGUAUUUUUGCAAAACUGCCAUCUUGCUGUUUCUUGGAUGUUGGCAAUGGAGAAGCUAAUUAAAACCUUCACAGAUUCAAAUAUUGUUAUCAAGGACACAUUUCGACUUUUUUUAAGUUCCAUGCCUAGUAAUACAUUUCCUGUUACAGUUCUUCAAAAUUCUGUCAAGGUAACCAAUGAGCCUCCAAAAGGUUUACGUGCAAAUAUCAGACGAGCAUUUACCGAAAUGACACCUUCAUUUUUUGAAGAAAACAUACUUGGAAGAAAAUGGAGACAAAUAAUAUUCGGCAUGUGUUUCUUCCAUGCAAUUGUUCAGGAGAGAAAAAAGUUCGGCCCUCUUGGUUGGAAUAUCUGCUAUGAAUUUAAUGACAGUGACAGGGAAUGUGCUUUACUGAACCUCAACCUUUACUGUCAAAAAGGAAAGAUUCCCUGGGAUGCAUUGAUUUACAUCACUGGUGAAAUUACAUAUGGUGGUAGAGUUACAGAUACCUGGGAUCAAAGAUGCCUUCGUACUGUUUUGAAAAGAUUUUUUUCUCCUGAAACAUUACAAGAGGAUUAUAAAUAUUCUGAAUCAGGUAUCUAUUUUGCACCUUUGGCUGACAGCCUACAAGAGUUUAAAGACUACAUUGAAAACCUGCCUUUGAUAGAUGACCCAGAAAUAUUUGGAAUGCAUGAAAAUGCCAACUUAGUUUUCCAGUACAAGGAGACCAACACUUUAAUCAACACCAUACUUGAGGUUCAGCCGAGGUCAUCUUCUGGUGGAGAGGGAAAGAGCAAUGAUGAGAUUGUCCAAGAACUCGUUGCUUCUGUCCGGACCAGAGUUCCAGAAACUCUGGAGAUGGAGAACGCUUCCGAGAGCCUUUUUGUCAAGGAUCCUCACGGACGCCUUAACUCCUUGACCACUGUUCUUGGACAGGAAGUGGACCGGUUUAACAAUCUGCUGAGGCUCAUACAUACCUCUCUAGAUACGCUCAACAAAGCCAUUGCUGGAUUGGUGGUGAUGUCUGAAGAAAUGGAAAAAGUGUAUAACAGUUUCCUCAACAACCAGGUUCCCUCUCUGUGGUCCAACACAGCCUACCCAUCCCUGAAGCCACUAGGAUCGUGGGUCAAAGACCUUAUUCUGAGGACUGCAUUUGUGGACCUGUGGCUCAAAAGAGGACAGCCUAAGUCCUUCUGGAUCUCCGGUUUCUUCUUUCCUCAAGGAUUUCUAACAGGAACUCUUCAAAAUCAUGCUCGGAAAUAUAAUUUGCCUAUAGAUGAGCUGAGUUUCAAGUACAACAUGAUUCCUAUCUAUCGGGAUCAAGCCACAGUUAUAGACGCUGCCAAGACAGUGCAGUUUGGACAAGAACUGCCCAUGGACAUGGAGUUGCCCUCUCCUGAGGAUGGUGUUCUUGUCCAUGGGAUAUUCAUGGAUGCUUCUCGAUGGGACAAUGAGGAGAUGGUGAUAGAAGACGCACUGCCCGGACAGAUGAAUCCAAUGCUGCCUGUGGUGCAUUUUGAACCCCAACAAAAUUAUGAGCCAAACCCAACACUCUACCACUCCCCACUUUAUAAGACAGGGGCCCGGGCAGGAACACUCUCAACCACAGGUCAUUCAACCAACUUUGUGGUGACCAUCCUCUUACCCUCCAAGCGGUCCAGAGAUUACUGGAUUGCCAAGGGAUCGGCUUUGCUCUGCCAACUAAAUGAGUGA